AUGUCUAGCCCGAAAAUCACAGAAGGCGAAGUGAACUUUGACGCUCCCGGCGCUGGAAAGCCAUGCAAUACCUGGUACAAGGUGUUCGGAGACUUAUCAUCCAAGACGCAUCGACCCCUUCUGGUUAUCCACGGCGGCCCAGGCGUCGUCCACCAGUACCUCCUGCCGAUCUCGCAACUCGCCGCGGAGCACGGCAUGCCGGUCAUAUUCUACGACCAGAUCGGGAACGGGAACAGCACGCACCUGCCCGAGCUCAAGGACGACAAGUCCUUCUGGACCGAGGCGCUCUUCCGCGCCGAGCUCGACAACCUGAUCGUCAAGCUCGGUAUACAGGACGACUUUGCCAUCCUGGGGCACUCGUGGGGCGGGAUACUUGCCGCUCGGCUCGCCGCGGACCGCGCUCCGGGUCUGAAGCGCCUGGUUCUGGCCGACUGUCUGACGAGCAUGGAGCUCUGGCUCCGCUCGCUCUCCGAGCUGCGCGCGGGCCUGCCGCAGGGGCUGCAGGACACGCUCCGAAAGCACGAGCAGGACGGCACGAUCGACUCGGUGGAGUACCAGGCGGCCGUCGCGGCGUACUACCAGCUGCACGUCUGCCGCGUCGACCCCAUGCCGGAGGAUCUUGCGAACACGUUCGCGGAGGUGGGCAAGGAUCCCACGGUAUACGUUGCGAUGUACGGUCCUACGCAGUUCGACGUGACCGGCGCGCUGAAGAGUUACGAGAUGUCGGAGGCGGACAUGGAGAAGAUCGAGGUGCCGACGCUUCUGAUCAACGGCAAGUACGACGAGUCGAAGGACUACGAGAUCCAGAAGUUCUUCGACCUGAUCCCGGACGUGAGCUGGACGAGGUUCGCGCAUUCCAGCCACACGCCUCAGCUGGAGGAGCGGGAGAAAUAUCUGCGCGUCGUCGGCUCGUUCCUCACGCAAUCUUAG
Molecule: messenger RNA, 930 nt
Organism: Punctularia strigosozonata HHB-11173 SS5
Lineage: Eukaryota; Fungi; Basidiomycota; Agaricomycetes; Corticiales; Punctulariaceae
Product: hydrolases or acyltransferase
Exons: 3
Coding region: 1-930 (309 amino acids)
Biological process (GO): proteolysis
Molecular function (GO): peptidase activity
Source: RefSeq, a predicted model, not a curated record